GGUAGGAGGAGCUGGCACGAUCAUCUUUCCUGAUAAGGGUGAAGAUCCUACUGCUUAUCCUUCCAUGUUUCCAGCAGCUUCCGUGGGAGACUUGGUAGGAAACGCCAUAUUAAGUUAUUUGAAAUCUACAAAAUCACCUACAGCUUCACUAACUUUCAAAGGAACCACUUAUGGAAAGCGUGCACCAAUGAUGGCUGAGUUUUCAUCGAGAGGACCAAAUCUAGUUGGUCCUGACCUGCUCAAACCGGACUUGACUGCACCAGGAGUGAACAUAUUAGCAGCGUGGCCAAGUAUAAGUAGCCCAUCUGGGGAGGAGGGUGACAAAAGAAGGGUUCUAUUCAAUUUAAUGUCAGGGACUUCGAUGGCUUGCCCUCAUGUUAGUGGCCUAGCAGCACUACUUAUAUCAAGGCACAGAGAAUGGUCGCCAGCGGCAGUUAAAUCAGCUAUGAUGACAACCGCUUAUAAUUUGGAUAAUAGAGGGAGUCCAAUUAAGGAUGUUUAUACUGGUGGCCCUGCAACACCUUUUGCAAUUGGUUCAGGCCAUGUUGAUAUACAGAAAGCUUCUGAUCCGGGAUUACUAUAUGACAUCGGCCCUCAUGAGUAUUUACAUUACUUGUGUAGCCUCAAUUAUAGUCCUUCUCAGAUAGCCUUAUUUGAUCGGAAUUUCACAUGCCCCAAAAGGUCCACCAUGCAGCCUGGAGAUCUGAACUAUCCUUCCUUUGCAGUGCCUUUUGAGAGUGAUGCUGUUACGAUUACCUACAGAAGAACUGUCACAAAUAUUGGAAAUCCUCCAGUAGGUACUUAUAAAGUGCAAGUGGAAGAACCCAUAGGAAUAUCAGUUAGGGUGAAGCCUAACAUUUUAAGUUUUAAGAUGCAUGGUCAGAAGCUACAAUACAAGGUGAGUUUCACUGUAAAAAGACCACUCACUGAAUCUGAUGACUCAUCAUUUGGAUCUUUAACAUGGGUGUCUGAGAAAUACGCGGUCCGAAGUCCUAUUGUAAUAACUUAUAUAUAGAGAGAGCCCUGUGCUUAUCAUAACGGAAAGCAGGGGAUUUAAUCAUGUACUGCUCAAGCUAUUGUGUGUGUGCUAUGCUUAUGUGUAAUUAAUGUUUGAUUGGAAA
Molecule: messenger RNA, 1121 nt
Organism: Rubroshorea leprosula
Lineage: Eukaryota; Viridiplantae; Streptophyta; Magnoliopsida; Malvales; Dipterocarpaceae
Source: the annotation of a GenBank genome assembly